UCUCCCUCUCAGUUCCCGACCCCCGCAGCCCCUGGGUCCACGUCUCCGUUUCCCCGCGUCCCGGACCGCACCAUCCUGGCGAGCGCGUCGUCCGCAGCGUCGAGCAGCCCGCGCCGCGCCGUGCCGCGCCGUGCCCCCCCGCGGGGAGCCGAGUGAAGAGUGCGAAGUGACCCGGGGCGGCGGCGGCCGGCCCGUCCCCUCCGCGUCAAGUGAUAUCGGGCACCGCGCCCCGACCCUGUGCCCCCCGGCGGGCCGCGCCACCCCGCGCCACGCCCCGCCACGCCGCGCCGCGCCCACCGCGGACAGACAUACAAGUGGGCGGUGACGGUGACGGUCAGGAUGGCCACCCGGCGCGCCGCGCCUGCCGCCGCGACGGGGUCCGCUGCCGGGCCGCCAGCGCCUCGCGGGAAGUGAUACGCAACUCUGCGAGUGAACCCGAGUGAACCCCAGUGGUGUGUGAACCAGUGAAAGUGACCGCCCAGUGCAAAGUGAUAUUACCGACAAAGUGAGACAGUCAGUGAUCGCGACACGAGCGGGCCGGUCGGCGGGAUAUAGUGAUAUGGCGAGGUGACUAUGCAGCACCACUACCCUGCGUCCGAGUCUCCGAUCGGCGCAGCGAGCGCGGGGCUCGACCAGGGCCUGGCCCGGGCGCCGCCGCCGCAACAGGACUGCUGCUACCCGGACUGGAUGCCGAGCUUCACGUCGCCGGUAAAGGAAAUGGAAGCAUGCCUGCUCUCGGCCGGCUCCUGUAAGCCCGCCGCCUCUACGCCCGUCGCCGCCGCGGCCCCGCCGCCCGCCACGCUGCGCUCCAGCCCGGACUCCCCCGGCGACGAGGCGGCGCGCCCGGCAGGCGCCGCCACCAGGGGCUCCCACCGCAGCAGGACGUCACCGUCGACGGCGCCCGACAGCGUCGUCAGCGGGCCGCCGGCGGUCUCGACGGUCGCCGACCACCUCGCCAACGCCGACAUCAUGUCGACGGCGUCCUCGGCCGACCUGGACGACUCCGGGGAGCACAGCGACGACAGCGCGGGCGGCGGCCGGACGGUGCGGCCCCCUCCGCAGGUCCUGCCGCUGCACCCGGACCUGCAGGGCACGGGGGCCGUGCUGGAGAUGAAGCCCCUCUGGGACGAGUUCAACGAGCUCGGCACCGAGAUGAUCGUCACCAAGGCGGGCAGGCGAAUGUUCCCGACGUUCCAGGCGCGGCUGUUCGGCCUCGCGCCCGAGGCCAUGUACAUGCUCAUGAUGGACUUCGUGCCCGUGGACGACAAGCGCUACCGAUACGCAUUCCACAGCUCGUCGUGGGUGGUGGCCGGCAAGGCCGACCCGGUGUCCCCGCCCCGGGUGCACAUCCACCCGGACUCGCCCGCCACCGGCGCCCAGUGGAUGAAGCAGGUCAUCUCCUUCGACAAGCUCAAGCUCACCAACAACCAGCUGGACGAUAACGGCCACAUCAUCCUCAACUCGAUGCACCGGUACCAGCCCCGCUUCCACGUCCUGCACGUGCCCAUGUCGGAGGCCGGGACGCGGCCGGGGCAGAUGCCCCACCUGGGCGCGGGGCCGUACCAGCACCUGGCCGACGACCACAACCCCAGGACACAGAACUUCAAAGUCUUCAUAUUCCCGGAGACGCGCUUCACUGCCGUCACGGCCUACCAGAAUCACAGGAUAACCCAACUGAAGAUCGCGAGCAACCCGUUCGCCAAGGGCUUCCGGGACUGCGACACCGAGGACUGCGGCGCCGAGGUCAUGUCGCAGCUCCAGAUGGGUGGCCCGCGUGGACCAGCUCCGCCCACCCCGACGUCGACGCCGUCCUCGGCGCGCCCACCCGGGCGUCCCCUCUCCGCCAGCAGCAACAACAACAACAGCAGCACCAGCAACAACAACAACCCCGCAGCGACCAACAACAACAACUGCCUGCAGUACGAGAGCAAAGAGAGCAAAGAGGUGGACGCGGCGGGCCUCUCGGAGAGCCUGUCCUCGCGCCUGUCCGGGGCCAGCCACCCGCGGCUGUCCGCCGCUCCGCCCAGCAACACCUCCCCGGCGCCCGUCGGACAGCCAUACCUGGCCGACAUGUGCAACUACGGGCCCAUCUACCACCACCACAGCUCGUCAUCCGUCCCGUCGCCGUACGCGCACCCGGCCUCGGUGCCCACCUCGUCGAGCGGGGCGUACAGCUGCGCCGUGUCCAAGACCUCGCCGACGACCUCGCUGUCGUCCGCCGGGCUCUCGGGGCUGUCGGCCGCCGGGCUGGGGCUCUCGGCGGUGGGGCUGCGCAGCCCGGCCGCCUCGUACCAGCCCGUGCACCCCGGCGUGCACCCCGGCGUGCACCCGGGUGUGCACCCGAUGCAGGACAUGCACCAGGAGCACGUCGUGUACAGCCCGUACCACCACCAGGGCUUCUACCCGCCGGCGCCGCACCCGGCGCGCCUGCACCAGAACCCCUACGACUUUGUGCCUCGGUAGCGCCCCUGCGGCCCUGUUGGUCCCUCUUCCAGGCGUAGUGCUCCUCUUCAAACGCACCUGGAGUCGCACGACAGGUGGCUGUUCACAGCGAACUGGCUGUCCUAAGGAUCUUUGCCUCUGUGUUCAAUUCAUAAUUUUGUGAUCGGGUCAAGUCUGUUGAACACAUGUGUGCCUUCACUAUGUGCUGCUGGCUGACGCGUCGUGGGGCCACGCAAGCCGCCUAUUGUAUCAUAGAGACUGAUUCGGACUGAUGUAUGUAUUUUGGUAUUUGUGACUCGUUUUUAAAUAUCGUCGUUUUCAUUGUUCUGUACUUUUAUGCUGUGCCAAAUAUGGUAUGUCGAUAGGUUCGCAUACUGCAAGACCAAAGAUGUGUAUUUUUUAAAGCUCUCGGGAAUCUCGAUAUAUAUAUUUUAUUUGCUUUCUUGCUGGAAAUAUCUCGCAACAGUUUUCCAAAUAAUAAAAUAAAAAGAAUAUUUGUGUAA
This is a messenger RNA of Frankliniella occidentalis (western flower thrips), 2945 nucleotides long. It is a transcript of the gene org-1, whose product is annotated as T-box transcription factor TBX1. The transcript is spliced from 9 exons. The record is from RefSeq and is a predicted model, not a curated record. Gene Ontology annotation, molecular function: DNA-binding transcription factor activity, RNA polymerase II-specific; RNA polymerase II cis-regulatory region sequence-specific DNA binding. Gene Ontology annotation, cellular component: nucleus. Lineage: Eukaryota; Metazoa; Arthropoda; Insecta; Thysanoptera; Thripidae. The coding region runs from base 574 to 2463 and encodes 629 amino acids. Gene Ontology annotation, biological process: regulation of transcription by RNA polymerase II; cell fate specification; positive regulation of DNA-templated transcription.